AUGGAGGCCUUCUAUCCCCAGCUCACCCCACAGGAGCUGCAGCGGCAGAUGUCGCAACAGUCUCAGCAGCGUCAGAUGCAACAACCAGGCCAGCCCGGCGGUCAUGGCUUCCGGCAGAUGAGCCAGGGUCAUGGCAUGAACAUGAUGAACGGCGGAGACUCUUUGGACGAUAUCAUUCAAUCUAACCACCACGAACUUCAACGUCGUCGGAGCAUACACCAGUCGCACCAACCUUUUAUUCCCCAAAACCAAUCCGGGCAAAACGACGGUGGCGCAGGCAGAAGAAUGUCUAUGAUGGAGUUUGGUGCAGGUGAUAACCAGCUCGCCAAUUACCCUUUCCAAAAUCCGACCAUGGCUGGCGAAUUUGCCAAUAUGGCUGGCCGAAUGGCAAAUGGCAUGGAUCAUGGUAUGGAUAAUGGCAUGGCAAGCAAUGUUGGAGCUCUGGGCAACAGUGUACCUGGCAGCAUCUCAAUACCCGGUCCGAUGGAUGGAUUCUCCGGCCAGGAUGGACUCCAGAUGUCCCCUACAAAUGCCUUCACCUCAUUCUCGCCGGAUAUGAUGGAUUCAAUAAUACCGCCCAACUCCUUUAACAUGCAGGUUCCUGCGAUGCCUACAACCACGAGUAUGGGCAUGUACUCACAGACGUCGAUGGCUAAUGCCUUUUCAAACCCUCUUACUACAGAGACUUCCGAUAUCCCGAUGGAAAUGGCGGGAUCUGACACGCCAAUCACGGCACCACAAAGCACCCUUGGUACACCGCUAGAUAUUGGGACUGGCGACAACGACGCCAUGGCUAUGGGCCAGCAAUUUCAGUCACAGGCGGACAGCAACGCCCGCGCGAACCCACAAGCUGUGAACUUUGGACCUAGUCCUACGGGUGCCGCACAGACAACACCAUCUUCCAUUUCACGGGAAAUGUCAACCCAUUCGACCAACAACUCUUCUCAGUCCCCUAACAAUAGAUCCUCAUCCAUGUCGACGGGCCAAGCUGCUACUUCCCAACAAACCACAACAACCACACCUGCCAUGGGGCCUCUUACACCUCGGGCAGAGGCCAAGGAGAAGAACGUCUACUCCAAGAGCGGUUUCGACAUGCUGCGAGCGCUUUGGUAUGUUGCGACACGGAAAAGCCCCGAGAUUCACCUCGGCGCCGUGGACAUGUCUUGUGCUUUUGUUGUCUGCGAUGUUUCACUAAAUGACUGCCCUAUUAUCUAUGUAUCCGACAAUUUCCAAAACCUGACGGGGUAUAGCCGCCAUGAAAUUGUCGGUCAAAAUUGCCGCUUUUUACAGGCUCCUGACGGCAAGGUCGAGGCUGGCUCCAAACGUGAGUUUGUCGAUGACGCCUCUGUCUAUAACUUGAAGAAAAAGAUUGCGGAGGGACGCGAGGUACAGCAAAGCUUGAUCAACUACCGCAAAGGCGGGAAGCCGUUCCUUAACCUUUUAACCAUGAUACCGAUUCCAUGGGACGAUCCCAACGAAAUACGAUUCUUCGUCGGUUUCCAGAUCGACCUCGUAGAAUGCCCGGAUGCCAUCGCUCAAGGUCAGGAUACCGGCGGUGUCAAGGUUAACUACAAACACAGCGAUAUCGGUCAAUACAUCUGGACACCGCCUACGGCGAACGCUGUCGAGCCCGAGAAUGGGCAGACGCUCGGGGUCGACGACGUAUCGACUCUGUUACAACAAUUCAGCCCCAAGGGCGCUGUGUCCGAUUGGCACAAGCAGUCGUGGGACAAGAUGCUCCUAGAGAACACGGACGAUGUGGUUCACGUUCUCUCUUUGAAAGGACUCUUUCUAUAUCUAUCUCCGUCCAGCAAACGAGUUUUGGAGUAUGACGCUACAGAGCUGGUUGGUAAUUCCUUAUCUACUGUCUGCCAUCCCUCCGACAUUGUCCCCGUUACACGAGAGCUCAAGGAUGCCACCGCUGGCAAUUCCGUCAACAUUGUUUUUCGCAUUAGGCGGAAGCAGAGUGGUUACACUUGGUUUGAGAGCCACGGUUCGCUCUUCUUCGAACAUGGCAAGGGAAGGAAAUGCAUCAUCUUGGUAGGAAGGAAACGACCCGUCUUCGCAUUGAGCCGACGAGACCUGGAGGCCCAUGGCGGCAUUGGUGACAGCGAGUUAUGGACCAAGAUUUCCGUGUCUGGCAUGUUUUUGUUUGUGUCAUCCAACAUUCGGUCCCUACUUGACCUUCAGCCAGACAGCUUGGUAGGCACAAGCAUGCAGGAGCUCAUGCGCCGGGAGAGCCGUGCUGAGUUUGGUCGCGCCAUUGAAAAGGCCAGAAGGGGUAAGAUUGUUACUUGCAAGCACGAAGUUCACAAUAGAAGGGGACAGGUCUUGCAGGCGCAGACAACACUGUAUCCCGGAGACGCAUCGGAAGGCCAAAAACCAACGUUUUUGUUGGCGCAAACAAAACUCUUGAAAGCUUCCUCGAGGGCGAUCGCACCGGCAGCCACGCCCCCGGGAAGUGUCAAAUCGGCCUCCCACGCGCAAGCCACGCAGCCGACCAUAUCUACGGACUUGCAAAAGACUGGUCCAAUAUCCACCUCGGGCAGCAACACUGUCCCGGGCAACCAGGAUGCGGCGCUGGCAGCAGAUGACAACAUUUUCAACGAGCUGAGGACAACCAAGUGCUCUAGUUGGCAAUUUGAGUUGCGACAGAUGGAGAAGGUCAACAGGAUUCUUGCAGAAGAACUCGGGGGCCUAUUAUCGAACAAGAAGAAAAGAAAACGAAGAAAGGGUGUCGGUAAUGUCGUACGUGACUGUGCGAACUGCCACACCCGCAACACGCCCGAAUGGCGGCGGGGACCAAGCGGCCAACGAGAUCUGUGUAACAGUUGCGGUCUACGCUGGGCAAAGCAGGUUGGUCGUGUUUCUCCACGCAAUUCCUCCCGAGGAGGCGCAAACACCAAUGUCGACGCACUGAGCAAGAAGUCGAACUCUCCAAUACAUUCAUCUCAAUUGCAGAACGAGGUAAAGGCUAGUAGCAGUACGCCUGCUCGACAUAACGAUGGUUCCUCCGGCAACAUCACGCCUGCGACGACUGUAUCCAAAUCCCACAGCACGAUGCCUCCUCCAAGUCAGCCGCUUUUAACAGGCGCUAGCGGAGGCGGAAUGACACUGAUACGGGAGUAG
This is a messenger RNA of Colletotrichum truncatum, 3129 nucleotides long. Its product is annotated as white collar 1. Gene Ontology annotation, biological process: regulation of DNA-templated transcription. Gene Ontology annotation, molecular function: sequence-specific DNA binding; protein binding; zinc ion binding. The record is from RefSeq and is a predicted model, not a curated record. NCBI's taxonomy places the organism in Eukaryota, Fungi, Ascomycota, Sordariomycetes, Glomerellales, Glomerellaceae. Gene Ontology annotation, cellular component: nucleus.